Molecule: messenger RNA, 3912 nt
Organism: Egretta garzetta (little egret)
Lineage: Eukaryota; Metazoa; Chordata; Aves; Pelecaniformes; Ardeidae
Gene: SNX29
Product: sorting nexin 29
Exons: 22
Coding region: 1-2604 (867 amino acids)
Molecular function (GO): phosphatidylinositol binding
Source: RefSeq, a predicted model, not a curated record
AUGUGGCAAAAACAUAGCACUGUAGUGAGACAGCGUGCAAAUACAAACCGGCAAGAUGAUGCCUUAAAAGGAGGCUACAGCAUUUCAGAAAAUUACUUCAUUUCUUUGCCAUUUUUUUGCACAGGAGACUUUGGCUUCUCUGGCCCCGCAGUGCGAGGUUCACAGAACAAUGACACUAAAAGACAGUUUCUUCUAGAACGGCUACUGGAUGCAGUUAAGCAGUGUCAAAUACGAUUUGGGGGAAGAAAAGAAAUUGCUUCAGACUCUGAUAGCAGAGUCACUUGUUUGUGCGCUCAGUUUGAAGCUGUGUUACAGCACGGUCUGAGGAGGAGCCGAGGAUUAGCAUUAACAGCAGCAGCGAUCAAACAAGCAGCAGGUUUCUCCAGUAAAACUGAAACAGAGCCAGUGUUUUGGUACUAUGUGAAAGAAGUUCUGAAUAAGCAUGAACUGCAGCGCUUUUACUCUCUGAAGACAAUUACUACAGAUAUUGGUAGAGGUCGGGCUUGGUUGCGCUGUGCAUUAAAUGAACAUUCCCUGGAAAGAUAUGUUCAUAUGCUGCUUGCAGAUAAGAAUCGACUCAGUGUCUUCUAUGAAGACUGGUCUUUUAUGAUGGAUGAAGAACGUUCUAGUAUGAUCCCUACGAUGGCAGCUGGUCUGAACUCCAUUCUUUUUGCCAUCAACAUUGAUAAUAAGGAUUUAAAUGGGCAGAGCAAAUGCAUACCCACCGUGUCGGAUUUGUUAAAGGAAUCAACGCAAAAUGUAACCUCGUUAUUGAAAGAAUCCACUCAGGGUGUUAGCAGCCUUCUUAGAGAAAUAACUGCAUCAUCUGCUGUCUCGAUUCUAAUAAAACCUGAUCAAGACACUGACCCGCUUCCUGUUCUCUCAAGGAAUGUAAAUGCUGAUUUGAAAUAUAAAAAAGAUCGAAAAAAGAAGAAGAGAGUGACAAAUAUUAUUUCAUUUGAUGAAGAGGAAGAUGAGCAAAAUUUGGGGGAUGCCACAAAGACUUUGAUUACAGGAGAAAGUUCAGAGGAGAGUGUAGACAAAUCUUCAGUUCUUGUAUUAUCCUCAUCUGAAAGCACUCUUGGAAAAAAUUUGAAUGGAAGUGAAAGUAACCAUUCGUGGAAGAGCAAUUCGGUAUUCAUGAAUGGAGAGUAUGAAUACCAGAAACUAGAUGUGAAGAGCAUUGAUGAUGAAGAUGUGGAUGAGGAUGAGCUAUGUGGGAAAAUGUUAGGAAAUAAAGGCGUAGAAGGUGAAACUGAAGCUUCUGAAAAGCCUCAUGAAAUAGGCACAUGCAAUUCUCAGAUAUGCAGUUGGACUCCUUUGCAGGUCCUGAAUGAUGACUCAGAUGUUCUAUUUCCUGUCAGUGCUGUUGGCUCUUACUCCCAAACAGAUAACUUGGAGAAUGGAGAGGGACAUGAACACGUUGUUCAUGCGGUAGAACUGGUUCCAAGAAUAUCUGAUCUUCCUUACAGAGUGGAAGUCAGUCCUCCAGCUCAAGUGAAUACUUUAAGCAAUAUGUUGCCUUCAACCACUGUGCCAGAAUCCAUGACAAUUAAUGAACUUCGUCAAGCUAUCGUGGCCAUGAUGAAUAGAAAGGAUGAAUUGGAAGAACAGAAUAGAUCUCUGAGAAAUCUGCUUGAUGGAGAGAUGGAGCAUUCUGCAGUGCUAAGGCAGGAAAUGGAAAACUGGAGAAGGAAAGCAGCAGAACAGGAAGAGCGACAUGCCAUGAAAGUCCAAGCUUUGGCACGAGAAAAUGAGGUGCUAAAAGUGCAACUUAAGAAGUAUGUUGGAGCUGUCCAGAUGCUCAGAAGAGAAGGUCAAACAGUGGAAGUUCUGCCAAACAUUUGGAGCAUUGAUGGUGAAUUUACUAUUCCAGAACAAAAGCAAGUAGAAAACAAUGAGGAACUAGCCAGCUCUUACGAAAGAAAAUUGAUUGAGGUAGCUGAAAUGCACGGGGAACUGAUUGAAUUCAAUGAGAGGCUGCACCGUGCUCUGAUGGCUAAAGAAGCUCUUGUGUCCCAGAUGAGACAAGAACUAAUUGAUUUGAGAGGGCCGGUCCCUGGAGAUUUGAGUCAAACAUCUGAAGAUCAGAGUUUGUCAGAUUUUGAAAUAUCAAAUCGUGCUCUUAUUAAUGUUUGGAUUCCCUCAGUCUUUCUGCGUGGAAAAGCUGCUAAUGCAUUCCAUGUUUAUCAGGUUUAUAUUAGGAUAAAGGAUGAUGAGUGGAACGUUUAUCGAAGAUAUGCAGAGUUCAGAAGCUUGCAUCAUAAGUUACAGAAUAAAUACCAGCAAGUGAGGACUUUUAACUUUCCACCAAAAAAGGCCAUUGGAAACAAGGAUGCAAAGUUUGUAGAAGAGCGACGCAAGCAGCUACAAAAUUACCUAAGGAACGUAAUGAACAAAAUUAUUCAAACUGUGCCAGAAUUCACAGCCAAUCCCAAAAAGGAGACUCUUAUUCAGCUGAUGCCCUUUUUUGUUGAUAUUCCGCCUUCUGGAGAACCAGUAAGCAAAAGCAGUCGCUCAAGAGUGACUACACGUUUCCCCAAACUAUCUCGCAGCCAUCAAAGAGAGCCACGAAGCCUGGAACCUCAGAGUGGUGAUCUUUGACCCUUUUUCAUAAUUAUGAAUAUUGACACCACAUACUUUUAAGUUCUGUGAUUCCUUCCUAGCCUAUAUUUAUAAUUUAAGCUCCUGAAGAGACUACAGCUGCAUCAACUUAAAUCCUGAAAAGAGACAUUCAUUACUAAAGGGUCAUAUCCUGAUUAACUACUUUGGAAGGCAGCAAUCACUUUCUCAAAAGAAUAUGAGGGCUCUUCACAAGGGCUCAGCAACCUGAUAGGCAUUUUGUUUUGUAAAGCUGCAUUGCACAUAUUCUUCUUUGUUCUUCUGAAGUUCUCCUGUUACUAUGAAAUCGUUGUUUGUAUUCUGUUGUCUCCCUUUCUACAUGUACAUUUUGCUUUUCCAGAGACAUGGGUAUCAUGUCAAGACAACUUUUUUUUUUUUCUUAGAAGAACAGUUGUGAUUAUCACUACUUAAUAUGUCAGAAAGAUAUGCUUAAAAGAACCUCACUAAUUUAUUACCUUUUGUAAAUAGAAAGACUGGGGGUUUUUUUAGUGUUAACCUCUGACACACACAAAGGUUUUUAAAAAACUUGACAAAGUAGAUGACAAGGGAAAAACAUUACAGGUGGAAAAAAAGCUUUUGUACAUUUCUAGUUAGAUAUUCUCAAUAGCUUUCAUUUGUGGGGAGUACUUCUUUAAAAUCAGAGAAUGUAAUAACUUUUUAGUGAGAUUUCAGUCUUGCUGUAAGGCUGGGUGCAGUAUUAUUGAUUUCUACAAACCACCACGACGAUACACAAAGUUAGCAUGGUACAAAAUACUAUUUUCAAGUCUUGGGUUAUAUGUUGUUAUUAAUUUGUUGCUGAUGUUACAGAACAGUCCAUCAUUAACAGGGCAGUGUGGAAUUCUUACUCUGAUUUUGUAAACCCCUUCACAUGGCGAUACUUGUCUGUAAUGAAAUUGUCUGUAAUGAAAGUGCCUGUUAGCUAUCACCUCUUAUUGAAAAGUAAUUUGUAAUGGUACUACUGUAAGAGUAACUAAAAAAAUUGACAAGAAUUAUUACAAGUGAUGGAAGCCCUGACACGGAUGAACUGGAAUCCAGUUCAGUAUCCAUUAGCUGCACUGCUGUAGGCAGUUAAUUAUAUGUUAGCUAUCUUCUUUUCUUCAUUAAGGUUAAGCAGUGUACAUUUGAAUUUUCUAUCAAUUGUAUUCUGGUUUUCUUUUGUGUAAGAACAUCUUUCUUCUCAGUUCAGAAGUUUUUUGGAUAAUGUUACUUGAUGUAUCUUGUCAUUUUGUUAUCCAUUCAUUAUAUUAAAUUCUCACAUCAGUAGAUAUUGAAAUCUAAUAUUACCCUGCA